This is a messenger RNA of Morchella sextelata, 1110 nucleotides long. RefSeq lists its product as uncharacterized. The transcript has a single exon. The record is from RefSeq and is a predicted model, not a curated record. NCBI's taxonomy places the organism in Eukaryota, Fungi, Ascomycota, Pezizomycetes, Pezizales, Morchellaceae. Gene Ontology annotation, molecular function: protein binding. Bases 1 to 1110 code for a protein of 369 amino acids.
AUGCCUCUCUCCGCCCUCGCCGCCGAGCUCCUCCUUCUAGUCGCCGACGAGCUCUCCCUCCACGACGUCUCUUCCCUCCUCCGCACAAACCGCCCCCUCAACGCCCUCCUCACCCCGCACCUCUACACCCGCGCCAAAACCCUCAUACUCCCCCCCCGCGAUGACCUCCAAAACCCCGAACCCCUUCUCAACAACCUCGCCCGCCUCGGCCGCAUCCGCUCCGUCACACACCUCCUCAAUGCCGGCGCAUCGUACACCUCCGGCGCCCCGCCCGCCCUCUACACUGCCGCGGAACACGGCCAGGAGGAGAUAGUGAGCCUCAUGAUCGCGUACCACACGGCAAGAACCGAGGGCGUAGCUGUCCACGUUGCAUGCCAGACACACAACUAUGGCCGCAGCGCGCUGCACACGGCCGCGGAGAACGGCCACGACGCGACAGUCCGCGUGCUGCUCGAGGCGGGCUUCAGCGAGAUGCAGCAGGCACAGGAUGGGGCGACGCCGCUGGUGCUGGCUGUCAGGAAUGCUCACGUGCAGGUUGUGCGGACGCUGCUUGAGUAUGGAGCAUCGCCGAAUGUGGUUGUGGGCGGGAUGGCGGUUGCCGCCGCGAGGAAGAAGCCAUUGAUCCACUGGGUUGUGGAGAACGCGUUUGCCGUGAGGGUCCUGCGGGGGCUUGAUUUCCUGCCCGUGCUGCGCCUGCUACUCGACUACGGUGCCGACGUUCUCUCGCGUGACGGGUACCGCGCUACGCCGCUUCACAGCGCCGCCAAGAGCGGGGAGGGUGUUUCGGCCGGGCUGUUUUUGCGGUCAUUGGGAGAGGGGAUGAAGGCGGGUGGGAAGCUGGUGCAUUCUCAGAUAGUGGCCCUGCUGAUUGAGAGGGGUGCGGACUGCAAUGCGAGGGAUCAGGGGGGGAGGACGCCGCUGCACAACGCGGCGGAAUUUCAGGAUGUGGGGGUGGUGAGGAUGUUGUUGGAGGCGGGUGCGGAGAGGGAAGCGGUGAAUGGUUCGGGAAAGACGCCGGUAUGGUUGGCGAGUGCGAAUGGCUGGCCGAGAAGUUCGGGGGAGAUUGUGAAGUUGUUGGAGGAUUGGUCGAUUGGGCCUGGCGAGUGUUAG